This is a messenger RNA of Dentiscutata erythropus, 201 nucleotides long. The record is from the annotation of a GenBank genome assembly. NCBI's taxonomy places the organism in Eukaryota, Fungi, Glomeromycota, Glomeromycetes, Diversisporales, Gigasporaceae.
AUGGAAAGUUAUGAGCAUAUAAUUGCAGCAUUGCAGCAACAACUGCAAGAACAAGAAAAUAAAGAUCGCAAUGAAGUUAUAGCUUAUUUAAAGAAUUUAUUUAGUGGUGAAUUUGAUAAGAAUGAGAAACUAGUUGAGCAAUGGGAUUCUCGAUACUCUGAUCAAAAUAAGUGCAUACAGCAGUCACCAAUAUUGCGCUAA